This is a messenger RNA of Darwinula stevensoni, 666 nucleotides long. The record is from the annotation of a GenBank genome assembly. Lineage: Eukaryota; Metazoa; Arthropoda; Ostracoda; Podocopida; Darwinulidae.
AGGGAGGAACUAGGGAACCGCCCAUCCCCAAUAUAUUUUUCUGCAUCCGAACCUCUUGGCUCCUACACGGCACUUGAUCCCCAAGAUUGCGGUGGGAAUCCCCGGAUCGUGACCCGCGAGGAAUGGGGUGCCCGCCCCCCCUCCUCCUCGUCCUCCAUGCCCACCCCCGUCCCCUUUGUCAUCAUCCACCACACCGUCACCUCCCAUUGCUUCACCGUGGAGGCGUGCAUCCCCGUGGUGCGGCAGAUUCAGAACUAUCACAUGGACACCAACGGAUGGGAGGACAUCGGAUACAGGCAAGGAAACUCCAUUUCCAAUCCGCGCGGCAACUGCCACUUCCUGGUCGGAGAAGACGGGAACGUGUACGAGGGGAGAGGAUGGGACAAGGUCGGGACUCACACGCCCGGCUUCAACAGCCGAGGCAUUGCCAUCUCCGUCAUGGGGAACUUCAUGGAGGUGCUCCCGAACUCGGCGGCCCUGACCGCGAUCGAGCGUCUGAUCGAGUGCGGGACCGGACUCGGGAUGAUCCUCGGCGAUUAUUCCCUGAUGGGACACAGGCAGGCCAGCGACACUCUCUGCCCCGGGGAUUUCCUCUUCGACGAGAUCGAGACGUGGGGUCACUUCGACCCUUCGCCUGAGGAGCGCGGUCGGGCUGGGUUCGAGGAA